AAGGCGCUGCUACUCUAACACUGUCACCUCACCUGCGCGCCGGAAGUGAGUCCCAUAGAGGACAGGUAACUGAGGCGGUUAUGGUUAAGUGAGAAAACAAAACUAAACAAUGGCAAAGCGAUACUGUUUGGUGCUCGUCUUAGUGCAUUUAGCUAUAGUUCUUGCACAAGAUCCAGAAAUUGUCGAUGAAAUCUGGCCAGAAGUGCAGCAAGUUGGUCGAACAGGUCGUCUAAACUGCACAGUUGCGUACAAAAGGGAGAACGUGGUUUUUUGGGAAAAUACAAAGUCAGGAGAAACUAUUUCUUCAGAUGACAGUAUUGUUUUGCCACUUAAUCCUAUGAUUGGAGGACUUCGCAAGUAUGAGGUUCAGAGCAGAAUAAAUGGAGAUCGAACAACAUUCAUGCUCGUUGUCCGAAGACUCUUGGAAGUGGAUGCAGGCAGAUACAGAUGCUAUGUCCGAAUACAAGCCACACCUGUGAAUAUGUGGCCUUCAAAAUAUGGAACAAUUACUGUGCAAGUGCCUCCAACCAUCCGACCUGGUGAGACCACAGCAGUGCUACAAGUGGACCAGCGUGAUAAUGCCACACUGGUUUGCUCAGCUUCAGGAAUCCCAGCUCCCAACAUCACAUGGACCAAAUCAGAUGGUGGGUUCCUGGCAACUGGGCAAGCACAGCACAGGAGUGCCAUUCUGCCCAUCACAUCUGUGUCAGUGAGCGACAUGGGUGUAUAUAGGUGUGUUGCUGACAACAACAUCAAGCCACCUGCCGAACAUCUGGCCCAGGUGUUGGUGUUUCAUGCUCCAUCAACACGGGUGGUGCAGGACUCUGUUGGACAGGCACAGAACCGACGAUUUAAUGCCAAGCUUGAGUGCAUCGUUAAAGGUCACCCAGAACCCACUGUGACCUGGCAAAGGGUGGUAAAAGGAGGUCGUUAUGAUAUAAAUGAUGAUGAUAAGUUCAGUAUCAACAAACAGACUACAGACAACCAAAAUCUAAAAGCAGGAGAACAGUGGUACACUCUCAAGGUGAAAAAUGUGCAGGCUAAUGAUUUUACUGACUACUAUUGCAUUGGCACAAAUAUCAAAGGCACCAAUUCUUCAAAAAUUGUCUUGUUUGAAACUCCCGACUGCCAAGGCCCAAACUGCCCUUCGCUGCCAACCUCCAGCUCCAGCAUCAUGAGGCCAUCUACCCUCAUCUUCUUAGCUGCAGCUGUGUUGCUGAUUAGAAGGAUUCGUGUGGCUCUUAACACAUCGGAUGUUCCGCGCAAAACUAAGCUUUUCAAAUUAAAAUUGUUUUCAGAUUUAACAAAUAUUAUUGUGAUAGCACCAUCUCGGACCAUGUGGAAGGUUUUGGUUCUUGUCUUCGGUGUCAUCUUGGCCAUUAGUCCAAUCAAUGGCCAGGAUCCGGAAAUAGUGGACGACAUUUUACCAGAAGUCCAAAGAGUUGGAGGAACUGCUCGCCUCAACUGUACGGUAGUUAAUCUGCAGACGAAUAAUGUCUUCUGGCUCAAUAAGGCUACAUCAGAAACAAUCUCCAUGGACUCGAACAUCGUGCUGCAGUACAACCCCAUGGUCGGAGGGCUGCGGAAGUAUGAUGUAGAGCGUAGGAUGAGAGGCGACCGUCAAACGUUCAUGCUUAUCAUCCGACGUCUGCUGCAGCAGGAUGCCGGCCAGUACGAGUGCCAGGUCAAGAUUCAGAACCAGAACAACCUCACCCCAGUGAAAAAGAUUGGCAUUUUGACCGUUCAAGUGCCACCGAGUAUACUGCCGGGGGAAACAACAACAGUGCUGCAGAUCGACGAGGGAGAGAACGCUACUCUUCGAUGCGAAGCCACGGGAAUUCCCUCCCCUAACAUCACGUGGACACGCUCGGACGGGAAACUUCUGCCCACUGGUUCUGCACAGUUUAGAGGAAAAUAUUUACCGCUGAAGACAGCGAAUGUGAAUCACACAGGCGUGUACCGGUGUGUGGCGGACAACAACAUCAAGCCGCCAGAUGAACACCUGUGCUCACUGGAGGUGUUUCACGCUCCCACCGCCCGGGUUGUGCAGGACUCGGUGGGGCAGGCACAGGGGAGGCGACUGAGCGCCAGGCUGGACUGCAUCGUGAACGGCUUCCCAACACCCGAGGUGCGGUGGGAGAGAACCGUUAAAGGAGGACGAGUUGAAAUCAGAGACAACGACUUUUUCGUAAACGUCAAGCAGACGACAGACAACCAGAAUAUGAUGGCCGGAGAACAAUGGUACACACUGAAGGUGAAGAACGUUCAGGCCAAUGAUUACACCGACUACUACUGUAUCGCCCACAACUCCAAAGGCAAAACGGAGGUUACCAUCGUGCUAUUUGAAACGCCUGACUGCCAAGGCCCCAACUGUCCCUCUCUCCUGACAAGCAGAGGCAGCUCUGCAAUGCUUGCUUUCUCCAUGGCCUUUAUCUGCUUCCUGCUGCAUGCGUUGGCCAGGCGACUGCGCUGAGUGAAGCGCG
Molecule: messenger RNA, 2483 nt
Organism: Pomacea canaliculata
Lineage: Eukaryota; Metazoa; Mollusca; Gastropoda; Architaenioglossa; Ampullariidae
Product: hemicentin-1-like
Exons: 16
Coding region: 110-2473 (787 amino acids)
Cellular component (GO): neuron projection
Source: RefSeq, a predicted model, not a curated record